Molecule: messenger RNA, 876 nt
Organism: Daucus carota subsp. sativus
Lineage: Eukaryota; Viridiplantae; Streptophyta; Magnoliopsida; Apiales; Apiaceae
Product: leucine-rich repeat extensin-like protein 6
Exons: 1
Coding region: 1-876 (291 amino acids)
Molecular function (GO): protein binding
Source: RefSeq, a predicted model, not a curated record
AUGAACACAUUUCUCUGGCUCUUUGUCUCUCUGUCUGCUCUCUUCAUCUUCACACCUUCCCACCAGUUAUCCAUAGAGUUGCCAAUAGGCUCAAUCCUGCCACCUCUAGUGUCGCCUAUUGUCUCGUCGCCUCCCUCACCACGGCCUCAAGUGUCGCCUAUUUUCCCCAACCCGAGACUCGAAAAAGCCUACAUAGCUCUGCAGGCAUUAAAACAUGCCAUCACUUCAGACCCUAAGAACAUUACAUCAGAUUGGUGUGGACCAAAUGUGUGCAACUACACUGGAGUUUACUGUGCACCUGCACUGGACAACCCGAAAAUCCGAACUGUUGCAGGGAUUGACCUCAACCAUGGUGACAUUUCUGGUGUGUUGCCAGAAGCUCUCUGCCUCCUCACUGAUCUUGCUCUCUUUCACAUCAAUUCCAACAGGUUUUGCGGGAGCUUACCGGAAACUUAUAAAUCUCUUGGCCUUCUUUAUGAGCUAGAUGUUAGUAACAACCUGUUUUCGGGGAGCUUCCCUAAUGUUGUUCUGUCACUUCCUUCGCUCAAAUUUCUUGAUAUUCGGUACAAUAACUUCAAGGGCGAGGUUCCUUCAAGACUCUACGAUCUUAAACUCGAUGCAUUGUUUAUAAAUAACAACAACUUCCAGUUCUCUAUUCCCAAGAACUUUGGGAACUCUCCGGUGUCUGUGGUGGUUUUAGCCAAUAAUAAGAUCAAUGGCUGUUUCCCGGAGAGUAUAGUGAAAAUGAAGAAAACCUUAAACGAGUUGAUCAUCUCAAACUCGAAUUUAGUUGGUUGUUUACCUCCAGAGAUAGGGUCAUUGACUAGUUUAACAGUGUUUGAUGUGAGUAAUAACAUGAUACUCUCAAGGUUUUGA